AUGGCUGACUACUUUAUCUGCCCUCCUAGGUGGGACAUGAGCCACUUCAAGAAGACAGGAGGAGUCCAGAGAGGCAGCUACACCAUCCACCCUGAGUUUAUCUCAGAGGCUUACUCUGCCCCGUGGCACUGGUGA
Molecule: messenger RNA, 135 nt
Organism: Cariama cristata (Red-legged seriema)
Lineage: Eukaryota; Metazoa; Chordata; Aves; Cariamiformes; Cariamidae
Gene: SPMIP6
Product: chromosome unknown open reading frame, human C9orf24
Exons: 1
Coding region: 1-135 (44 amino acids)
Source: RefSeq, a predicted model, not a curated record